Molecule: messenger RNA, 3724 nt
Organism: Ceratotherium simum simum (southern white rhinoceros)
Lineage: Eukaryota; Metazoa; Chordata; Mammalia; Perissodactyla; Rhinocerotidae
Gene: THRAP3
Product: thyroid hormone receptor associated protein 3
Biological process (GO): positive regulation of transcription by RNA polymerase II
Cellular component (GO): mediator complex
Molecular function (GO): transcription coregulator activity; DNA binding
Source: RefSeq, a predicted model, not a curated record
AGCGGGGACGCGGGGCGCGCUGUCGGGCGGAGGCGAGGUUCGGGCCGGUUGUGCCGUUGCGAGGCUGCGGCUGGGAUCAGUGUGGUGGGCCCAGAAUUGUAUCCUGACUUUGUAAAUUGGAGAAGCCAGCAGCACUGCCAGUGUUCUUUUGAGGUAGUCUCUUUUUGGGAUCUGGUGCAAGUUGAAUCUUUGUUCAAAUAAGGUGUAAUUGAAGAGUGACCCUCUCUUCUCAGAGAUGUCAAAAACAAACAAAUCCAAGUCUGGAUCUCGCUCUUCUCGGUCAAGAUCUGCGUCAAGAUCUCGUUCUCGUUCAUUUUCAAAGUCUCGGUCCCGAAGUCGAUCUGUCUCUCGUUCGAGGAAGCGCAGGCUGAGUUCUAGGUCUCGUUCCAGAUCAUAUUCUCCAGCUCAUAACAGAGAGAGAAAUCACCCAAGAGUAUAUCAGAAUCGGGAUUUCCGAGGUCACAACAGAGGCUAUAGAAGGCCCUAUUAUUUCCGUGGGCGCAACAGAGGCUUUUAUCCCUGGGGCCAGUAUAACCGAGGAGGCUAUGGAAACUACCGUUCAAAUUGGCAGAAUUACCGGCAAGCAUACAGUCCGCGUCGGGGCCGUUCCAGAUCCCGGUCCCCAAAGAGAAGGUCCCCUUCACCAAGGUCCAGGAGCCAUUCUAGAAACUCCGAUAAGUCUUCCUCUGACAGGUCAAGGCGGUCCUCAUCCUCUCGUUCUUCCUCCAACCACAGCCGAGUUGAAUCUUCUAAGCGCAAGUCUGCGAAGGAGAAAAAGUCCUCUUCCAAGGAUAGCCGGCCAUCUCAGGCUGCUGGGGAUAACCAGGGAGACGAGGCCAAGGAGCAGACGUUCUCUGGAGGCCCCUCUCAAGAUACAAAAGCAUCUGAGAGCUCGAAGCCAUGGCCAGAUGCCACUACAUACAGUGCUGGUUCUGCAUCACGGGCCUCGGCAGUUUCUGAGCUGAGUCCUCGGGAGCGAAGCCCUGCUCUCAAAAGCCCCCUCCAGUCUGUGGUGGUGAGGCGGCGGUCACCCCGUCCUAGCCCGGUGCCAAAACCUAGCCCUCCACUUUCCAGCACAUCCCAGAUGGGCUCAACUCUGCAAAGUGGUGCUGGGUACCAGGCUGGGACACACCAAGGUCAGUUUGACCAUGGUUCUGGGUCCUUGAGUCCAUCCAAAAAGAGCCCUGUGGGUAAGAGUCCACCGGCCACUGGCUCCACGUAUGGCUCAUCUCAGAAGGAAGAGGCUGCUGCUUCAGGAGGAGCAGCCUAUACAAAGAGGUAUCUAGACGAGCAGAAGACAGAGAAUGGAAAAGAUAAGGAACAGAAACAAACAAAUACCGAUAAGGAGAAAAUGAAAGAGAAAGGGAGCUUCUCUGACGCGGGCUUGGGUGAUUCGAAAAUGAAAUCUGAUCCGUUUGCUCCCAAAACUGACACUGAGAAGCCUUUUCGGGGUAGCCAGUCUCCCAAAAGGUAUAAGCUCCGAGAUGACUUUGAGAAGAAGAUGGCUGACUUCCACAAGGAGGAGAUGGAUGAUCAAGAUAAGGACAAAGUUAAGGGGAGGAAGGAAUCUGAGUUUGAUGAUGAACCCAAAUUUAUGUCGAAAGUCAUAGCAGGUGCAAACAAAAACCAGGAGGAGGAGAAGUCAGGCAAAUGGGAGGGCCUGGUGUAUGCACCUCCAGGGAAGGAAAAGCAAAGGAAAACAGAGGAGCUGGAGGAGGAGUCUUUCUCAGAGAGAUCCAAAAAGGAGGAUCGGGGAGGGCCCAAGAGAAGCGAAAGUGGGCACAGGGGGUUUGUGCCUGAAAAGAAUUUCAGAGUGACAGCUUACAAAGCAGUCCAGGAGAAAAGCUCAUCACCUCCCCCGAGAAAGACCUCUGAGAGCCGAGAGAAGUCAGGAGCCAAAGGAGACUUCUCCACAGGGAAGUCUUCCUUUUCCAUUACUCGAGAGGCCCAGGUCAAUGUCCGGAUGGACUCUUUUGAUGAGGACCUUGCAAGACCCAGUGGCUUAUUGGCUCAGGAGCGCAAGCUUUGUCGGGAUCUAGUCCAUAGCAACAAAAAGGAACAGGAGUUUCGUUCCAUUUUCCAGCACAUACAGUCAGCUCAGUCUCAGCGGAGCCCCUCAGAACUGUUUGCCCAGCAUAUAGUGACCAUUGUUCACCAUGUUAAAGAGCAUCACUUUGGGUCCUCAGGAAUGACAUUGCAUGAACGCUUUACUAAAUACCUAAAAAGAGGAACUGAGCAGGAGGCAGCUAAAAACAAGAAAAGCCCAGAAAUACACAGGAGGAUAGACAUUUCCCCCAGUACAUUCAGAAAACAUGGUUUGGCUCAUGACGAAAUGAAAAGUCCCCGGGAACCUGGCUACAAGGCUGAGGGAAAAUACAAAGAUGAUCCUGUUGAUCUCCGCCUUGAUAUUGAACGUCGUAAAAAACAUAAGGAGAGAGAUCUUAAACGAGGUAAAUCAAGAGAAUCAGUGGAUUCCCGAGACUCAAGCCACUCGAGGGAAAGAUCAGCUGAGAAAACAGAGAAAACUCAUAAAGGAUCAAAGAAGCAGAAGAAGCACCGGAGAGCACGAGACCGGUCCAGGUCAUCAUCCUCUUCCUCCCAGUCAUCUCGUUCCUACAAAGCAGAAGAAUACACUGAGGAAACAGAAGAGAGAGAGGAGAGCACCACGGGCUUUGACAAAUCAAGACUGGGGACCAAAGACUUUGUGGGUCCAAGUGAAAGAGGAGGCAGAGCUCGAGGGACCUUUCAGUUUCGAGCCAGAGGGAGAGGCUGGGGUAGAGGCAACUAUUCUGGUAACAACAACAGCAGCAGCAGCAACGAUUUUCAAAAGAGAAACCGGGAGGAGGAGUGGGACCCUGAGUACACGCCCAAGAGCAAGAAGUAUUACCUGCAUGAUGACCGUGAAGGCGAAGGCAGUGAGAAGUGGGUGAGCCGGGGCCGGGGCCGAGGAGCCUUUCCCCGGGGUCGGGGCCGUUUCAUGUUCCGGAAAUCCAGCACCAGCCCCAAAUGGGCCCAUGACAAGUUCAGUGGGGAGGAAGGGGAGAUUGAAGACGAUGAGAGUGGGACAGAGAACCGAGAAGAGAAGGACAAUUUACAGCCCACAACUGAGUAGGGGCCACUCUGACGGGAGCCCCUGCCCAGGGGAGAGAGGCGCCGGGAAGAUGGCUGGUGAGAAGCUGAACAGAGGAGCCUCUAGAAGAUUCUGAAAAUCCCACCCCCUACCCCCACUGGAUGUGCAGAAUCCUGCUACAGCCGAAAGCAUCCCUGGCGCUGCGUCCCACUGGACAGAGGCGGCCGGCCGCAGAACCUGGGGUCAGGCCCAGCUCUUGAGCAGAACACAACAUGUUGGGUUUUAGCUGUGUUUCUCAUUUGUUGUUGGUGUGUGGGGUGGGGGCUGGGGUAGGGAGGGAAGAGCGAUUCUUGGAUUUUGGUUUGUUCCCUAUUAGAAACCAACAGUUUUGUUCUUCAUUUCAUUUCAUUUGGAGCUAAGAGGACUUAUUUGAUGAUUUUCAUUCUCUUCUCCCUUAUCCUGAUUUUAAAAGCCCUUUUUCUUUUCUUUUUUUUUCUAGGCAUAUGUAGUAACAUUAGCAGAAAGAUUUAAUUUGGGCAACUUUGAUUCUUAAAAGAGAAAACAAAGCAUGUGAAUAAACGUUGAAGUGUUCACCUCAGUUUGGGACCAAACUGCUUGGAUCUUUGUAAAAUCGCUUUUGUAUGUCGAGGAGGA